This is a messenger RNA of Meloidogyne enterolobii, 2304 nucleotides long. NCBI's taxonomy places the organism in Eukaryota, Metazoa, Nematoda, Chromadorea, Rhabditida, Meloidogynidae. The record is from the annotation of a GenBank genome assembly.
UUUUGCGCAACAAUGAAUUAUGACGAUGCAGCACAGCAACAACAACAACAUUUUUAUAUGCAACAAAGGAUGAGAUCACAGCAACAACAUCAACGAAUGCCACUUUCAAUGGCUGCAAAUCAGCCAGGAGGCCAACAACAACCGCAACAUCCCCAACAACAAAUUAGACAAUCUUUUAAUAUGGUUCAUCAACCGCAACAUGUAAUGGUUCGAAUGCAGGGUAUGGGAGGUGAUGAUCCUAAUGGACAACAACAGCAUUAUCAGCAUUUUAAUUAUAGAGAUUUGUUCCAUAAUCUCCCACCAAGUAUGCAGAACCAGAUUAUGAGUGAAACUAAUCAAGAACGUAAAAAACUAUUACUUCACGAAGCGGUUAAACAACAGCAACAUUUAUUUGAACAACAAAUGCAACAACAAGGAGGAAUGGGAGUGCGAAUGCCUAUGAAUGUUGUUCAAUCUCAACGCUUGCCAAUUACGCAAGCAGGAGGAGCGGUUUAUUCUGGUCAACAAGUUGUGAUGCAACAACCAGGGCACAUUCAACGAAUAGCUAGCCAAGGAUCUUUUGGUCAAUCACCAGGACAACCUUCACAAAUGUAUAUGCCUACAACAAUGGGGGGACAAACAGUUCGUGGGGGUGCUGCUAUGCAUCCAAUGCCUAUUAAUCAGCCUUAUUUACAGCAACAAUUUCAACAUCAAUCUCAGCAACAAUCAGCAGCCCAUCAAAUGCAAAGAGGACAACAUAUUCCUGUAGCUCCAGUAAUUUCUUCACAACAACACAAUCAAAUAACUCCUUCCAAUUCGGUUGAAUCAAAUGUUGGAGGAUUUGGAAUUCAAAGCGGGAAGACUUCUCAGCAGCUUAUUCAACAUCUUGAUCCUGGGAGUCAUCCAUCCAUAAAAUCAGAAGAUCAAUCUCCAAAUCCUGUAGUAGUCGAUAAUUUGACUGGAGCUCGUUUACAAAACACUCUUGAUCAUCAGCUGCCGCGUUCAGCAGGAACCCCACUUUCCGUAAAUUCCCAACAACAACAAACUGAAGCUGAACAUCCUGAAUAUAAAAGACUUUUAUCUGAAUUGUGUAAACACAAAAAAGAUGUAAAGCGUUUAUUAGAACGUUUAAAUAUUGAUAAACCUGGAGAGAUGAAGCUAAAAUCUUCUUUAACCAAUGUAAUUCAGGUGAUGGAAGGAACACGAAAAGGAGGCCCGGUAACUCGAGAUUUAUUAAAGAAGCUUCUUGCAAAUGUACAAACAGUAAAAGAACAAUACGAUAUUGCUCGACAUUUUUUGGUUGCAGCAAGAAAAUUGAAAGCUGCGCAAGCAGGUGGACGUGAAAUGCCAAAAGAACCUUUAUUUUUGGAUCCUUGGAAGGAUGUCAGACAUUUACAGAUAAAAAUUCCUGAAGAAGUUUUGGCAAAAAAGAAGAAAAGUGAAGCGCCAAAGAAGAGAGGAAUUGAUGUUAAAAAAGAAGAUGUUGGUGAGGUUCCAGUAAAGCGUGGAUUGCUUGAAUCUAUGGCAGAAUCCUUCUCAACUCCCGAAAAACCUGCUGGGGAAAUUUAUAAAAUAAAAUGUAUUGAUGGAUCUGAAUUUGCGCUUAAUUCGAAGCUUUCUUCAGCUUUAGGAAAGGCUUUACAGCAAGGAUUUGUUUUUGAUUUUGAUUCGAAUCAUUUGCCAAUUUCAACCAAAUGUCCAGCUUUGUAUGUUAAGUUUUCUCGAAACGAUGAUAAAAAGUUUCAAACUAUUCCUUCUUCAACAACACUUUUUCUACUUUUACCUACAAAUUAUCCAGAAUCUCAAAUUAAAAUUUUGACGAAAUCGGAAGGAUCAACUACAAUGGAUAUAUUUCUUGAAAAAUUGGAUUCAAACCUAGUCAAUACAAAUUCUUUGGAUAGUGUGCUUGCUGCUUGGAACAGUUGUUUUUAAAUUAAUUUUUUACUAAUAAUUAUAGUAUUCUUAUUUCUAAACAUUUCGGAAUUAUUUACAGCUAAUUUUAAUUAGUUUCCAUAAGGUGUUGUCUUUGGUGUAGUUGGAAAUUGUUGGGUUCCCCCUUAUAAGGGACCUGGGUUCGAGUCCCUUUGAAGGUAAACAAUUUUUAUUUUUCAAUAGAGCGAAUUUUAUGGGUCCUAAUAAGUUGUCUCCUUGGUGUAGUUGGAAAUUGUUGAGUUCCACCUUAUUGAGGUCAUGGGUUCGAGUCCUGUUGACUGUAAACCUUUUUAUAUUAUUCAAAAAUUGAUUGUAUUUCUUUAUCUUUAUUUUACAAAAUUUUUAAAAAUAUUUUUGUACUAUUUAUAUACUAUAAUUUUUAUAUUCUAUUUU